This is a messenger RNA of Ilex paraguariensis (yerba mate), 1654 nucleotides long. Lineage: Eukaryota; Viridiplantae; Streptophyta; Magnoliopsida; Aquifoliales; Aquifoliaceae. The record is from the annotation of a GenBank genome assembly.
GGGUAUACCCAGAAUGGAAAUCAUGAGGAGGCAAUUAAGCUUUUCAGUGAAAUGCAGUUUCAAAAUGUUCAACCUGAUCGAACUACUUUGGCUGUUAUCCUCAGCUCAUGUGCUGCAAUGGGACUUCUGGAGGGAGGAAAACAGGUCCAUGCUGCCUCAAUAAAGACUCUGUUUCAUAAUGAUGUAUACGUUGCUAGUGGACUUAUUGGCCUGUACUCAAAGUGCAACAAGAUAGAGGUGGCCAUAUGUAUUUUUGAUAGAGUGCCGGCAUUGGAUAUUGCCUGUUGGAAUUCCUUGAUGGCAGGUUUGUCGCUAAAUUCUUUGGACAAGGAUGCUUUCACUUUCUUUAAGCAAAUGCAUGGAAAGGGGAUGAUCCCUACUCAAUUCUCUUAUGCUACUGUACUGAGUUGUUGUGCAAAACUUUCAUCUUUGGCUCAAGGUAGGCAGGUUCAUGCUCAGAUAGUAAAAGGUGGUUAUGUAAAUGAUGUCUUCGUGGGGAGUGCUCUGAUUGAUGUGUAUUCUAAAUGUGCUUAUAUAAAUGGUGCCGUGCAGUUUUUUUAUGAAAUGCCUUGUAGGAAUACUAUUACCUGGAAUGAGAUGAUACAUGGAUAUGCACAGAAUGGAUGUGGUAAUGAAGCUGUUUGUCUUUACGAGCACAUGAUUCAAUCAGGUGAGAAACCUGAUGAGAUAACCUUUAUUGCUGUUUUAACUGCUUGUAGCCAUUCGGGUUUGGUUGAUGCUGGGAUUAGAAUAUUCAACUCAAUGCAGGAAGAGUAUGGAGUGGAGCCGCUUUUGGACCAUUACACUUGCAUUAUAGACUCUUUGGGUCGUGCUGGUCGGUUCCAUGAACUGGAAGCACUUUUAGAAAAGAUGCCAUGUAAAAAUGAUUCAAUUGUAUGGGAGGUUGUGCUUAGUUCAUGUAGGGUUCGUGAUAACGUAAGCUUGGCAAGAAGAGCAGCAGAUGAACUUGUCCGCUUGGACCAACAAAACUCUGCCCCUUAUGUUCUUCUAGCCAAUAUGUAUUCUUCUUCAGGAAGAUGGGAUGAUGCAAAGGAGGUUAGAGAAAUGAUGAUUGAAAAGAAAAUCUUCAAAGAUCCAGGUUAUAGCUGGCUUGAACAAGAGAAUAAAAUGCAAACAUUUUUGGUCGAAUAAUAUUAGUUUCAUCUGAGGAAUUUGAAACAGAAAAAGAUGGAACAUCUUGCUUUAGUGGAUGAUAUACAGUCUAGGCUAUUUUUAUAGAUGUCAAUGGUGUUUUUAAAGGAGAGUUCUCUUGUUCGUAAUAUGGCCACCUAUAUGGCAAGAAUUCAGGCUUCUACAAAGACUUUUCAUCUUUCCAGAUUUUGACGGAACAGUAUGAACCAUUUGUUUCAAACUACCUAACACAAGCAAUGGGCAAGAGAUGGAUCCCGGCUAUGAAAACUACACUUAAGGUUACAAUUUAGAAGUCCUUUUCUGAUCGGACCUAUUUCAGGCCCACCUGUGAAGAAUGUUACAGAAACAUCAGCUUUGAGAGAGCCACAUGUUUUCAGCCAACAAGAAAAAGUGGUGAUAGAGCUGAUUUGGUAAGGGAAUGGAUGGGCCUGAUUUUGGCGAUGAAUGCCUAUCAGUUAAUUUUAUUUUCUUGAGAGGUGGAGCUGAGGGUAGGCCUCGACGC